This is a messenger RNA of Centropristis striata (black sea bass), 3325 nucleotides long. Its product is annotated as IgGFc-binding protein-like. The record is from RefSeq and is a predicted model, not a curated record. NCBI's taxonomy places the organism in Eukaryota, Metazoa, Chordata, Actinopteri, Perciformes, Serranidae. The transcript has 10 exons. Bases 1 to 3111 code for a protein of 1036 amino acids.
AUGUGCAAACCCAAACACUCCUACAAGAUUGCCACCAAGUGUGUCCCCAAAGCUCAGUGUGGUUGCGUGUACCAGGGUCACUAUGUGGAAGCUGGAGCCUCCUUCUGGGGUGAUGAGAGCUGCAUCACACGCUACACAUGUGCAGCAGGCGGGAAAUUGUCUUCCAGUCAGACUAGCUGUCCUGCUGGGCAGCAGUGCCAAGUGGUGGAGGGGAUCAGAGCUUGCUAUCCUGUCAACUACGCCACGUGUAUGGUAUCUGGCGACCCACACUUUGUGACCUUUGAUGGGGAGCGCUACAACUUCCAGGGCACUUGUGCAUAUGAGAUGGCGAGUGUCUCUUCAAAUAAAACAGGCCUGGAGCAUUUUAGUGUUGUGCUGCAGAAUAACGGUCAAGAUAAGAGAAUCGGGUCCGUUGUCAAAACGGUGGAGGUCAAAGUGUCCGGUUACACCAUAGUCAUCAGCAAAGAGCACCCUGGCGCUGUUGUGGUCAACGGUGAACUCUCCAACCUCCCUAUGACGCUGAACAGCAAUAAACUCCAUCUCUACAUGAGCGGCUGGUUUGCUGUCAUCGAGACAGAGUCCGGAGUUAAGGUGUACUACGACUGGAGCAGUGUAGCAGUCGUCACCGUUCCCAGCACGUACAAGGGCGCGAUGCAAGGUCUGUGUGGCAAUUACAACCUCAACCCCAAAGACGACAUGCAGAUAAGAGAUGGGAAACAAGCCACAUCUGCUGAGGCGCUCGGUCAGAGCUGGAAAGUCGCCACACUCCCCGGCUGCGUAGACGGCUGCAGCGGUCCCUGCCCCGGCUGCAACGCCACUCAGAAAGAAACCUACAACACCAACAGUUACUGUGGCCUCAUCAUCGAUCCUGCAGGCCCUUUCCGUGACUGCCACGCCAAAGUCGACCCCAGGGGUUUCCUCAAUGACUGCGUGUAUGAUGUCUGUCUUUACCAGGGUAGGGGCGACAUCCAGUGCAAGACUUUGACCGCUUACACAGCCGCCUGCCAGCUGAAAGGUGCCACACUGUACCCCUGGAGGUCCACUCAGCUCUGUGAUGCUCAGUGUCCAUCGAAUAGCCACUAUGAGCUCUGUGGCAACGACUGUCUCAAGUCAUGUCAGAAAGACUCAAACUGUGGAGUUCAGUGCAUGGAAGGAUGUGUUUGUAAUGAGGGUUACCUGCUCAGCGGAGACAAAUGUGUGCCUGCCGACCAGUGUGGCUGCACAUACGAGGGCAAAUACUACCAGCAUGGACAGGUCUUCUACCCUGAUGCCCUUUGCCAGAAGGAAUGCAACUGUAACGGCACAGUGCAGUGUAAGCAGUCCUCUUGUGGUCCAAAUGAAAAGUGUGAGGUGAAGAAUGACGUUAGAUCAUGUCAGCCUCUGAAAAAAGGAAUGUGCUCCAUUUCUGGAGAUCCACAUUACAAGACCUUUGACAACUUCCCAUAUGAUUUCCAAGGCACCUGCACCUACGUAGCUGCUGAAAGCUGCCAUCUGAGUGGCACACAGCUCACCAAGUUCUCUGUGGCCGUGGAGAAUGACAAGUGGUACGGGAUGUCUGACAAUCCGCAGGUGUCAGUGACAAAACUUGUAGCGGUGGAAGUUUACGGAAUGGUCUUGAUCCUUCGCAACAACGACAUUAAUUUGAUUUGGAUAAAUGGAGUCCUACAUUCCAUCCCAAUAAUCCUCAACAAGGGUGCAGUGAUGGUUUAUCAAGAGGGGAUGAAUGAAGUCAUUGUGACAGACUUUGGUCUGAGGGUCACAUAUGAUCUGAUCUACCACGUCACUAUCACUGUCCCUGGAAACUACAAUGGCAGAACCUGUGGUCUGUGUGGUAAUUUUAACAAUGACAAAGGAGAUGAUUUCCAACUGCCGGAUGGAAACCUGACAAAGGAAGCCCGGGCCUUUGGUGCAGCAUGGAAAGUCCCUGUGCCCGGCGCAAUCUGCGAAGACGGCUGCAAUGGGGAAGAGUGCCCCAAAUGUGAUUCUUCUAAAAAAGCUGCGAUAGAGGCAAAAUGCUCACUUAUCACCAAUCCCAAAGGCCCAUUUGCUGCUUGCCAUGAUACAAUUCUGCCCUCUUCCUACUUCAGAGAUUGUGUCUAUGAUGUCUGCAUAGCUAAAGAUGAGCAAAGCAUGCUGUGUCAAAGUAUUGCUGCAUAUAUGUCAGACUGCCAACAUUUUGGCGCAAAGAUUGAGAACUGGAGAAAUGCUUCUUUCUGCCCUUUUACAUGCAAGUCUGGCAGCCAUUAUGAUACCUGUGCACUGCCUUGCAUGUCUCCAUGUCCUGGUCUUGCUGAUAACCUUGCAUGCACAACAACUUGCGCUGAGGGCUGUGUCUGUGAUAAAGGCUACUACUACAAUGGAACUGGCUGUGUGCCUGCUGAUCAGUGCAGUUGCUAUUACAAUGGCCAAACCUAUAAGAUUGGGGAGUCUGUUAUAACUGAUGACUGUCACAAGAUUCACACAUGCCAGGCCUCUGGAUUGAUUCUGUCCGAAAACAUGUCAUGUGAACCCAACGAGAGCUGCCUGGUCAAGAACGGCAUCAUGGGCUGUCACAUUCAGCAAUGCUUUUUGGGCGCCAAUGGGACCCUUACUCCAUUUAAUGGUGAAGGUGGUACCGUCACAUUGCCAGGAGCCUAUGAGAUUAUAAAGAGUUGCGACGCCUCUCAGACGGCCAACUGGUUCAGGGUGGUGGCGAGGUUGGACACGUGCACUCCUGGGGUCAACACCAUUCUGGCUGUGAAUGUGUUCUUCAGUGCAGUCAUGGUCACUGUCGACCGCAACCAUGACAUUUUUGUAAAUGGUAGACCAAUGACUCAAACCACUUUCUCCCAGAACGGUGUAAACGUGCUGGUUUCUGACAAUACGGUGAGAAUCAACAGCCCUUUCACCAUUCAGGUGUCUUUUAGCGCAACUAAUGAACUCGCCAUAAGUGUCAGUGCCAACGUAGCGGACAUGGUAUGUGGGGCAUGUGGGCCGGUCAGGCCUACUGUCACAACUAUACGAGAUCUGAGAGAGCAACUGCUGGUCUCUCUUCUCGGGCCGACUAACACCUUUGCAGCACUGAACAUUGGGCAGUGGACGGCUCCUGAUUUCCCUUCAUGUGGUUCAUAAAUUUCAGUCCUGCCAACUUUUUUCACCACUGCAUUGAUCAACAUCCUUCAGCAUUAACCAGACUGACAGCACCGCUGAUUCAUGAAAUAAUUGUAUUUAUAGAAGGAAUCCCAUAUUCAUGAUGUAAAUCCCAUUCCUUGCUAUGUUUCUAAUGUCAAAAUUCUGAAAAAAAUAUGUGCUUGUCUUGUCGAACAUCUGUAAUAAAACAGUUUCU